Ctenopharyngodon idella (grass carp) is the source of this 3485-nucleotide messenger RNA. RefSeq names its product apobec1 complementation factor (gene a1cf). The coding region runs from base 196 to 1935 and encodes 579 amino acids. Lineage: Eukaryota; Metazoa; Chordata; Actinopteri; Cypriniformes; Xenocyprididae. The transcript is spliced from 13 exons. The record is from RefSeq and is a predicted model, not a curated record. Gene Ontology annotation, molecular function: mRNA binding. Gene Ontology annotation, cellular component: nucleus.
UUAACCACGCCGGCUUGUAAAACAGCUCCAGGACAGUGAACCUUUGGAGUUUGAUAUGAUGUGAUUACAGAAUCACCCCAGUGACACGUUGCCAAAUUCAGCAGAAUGAGGGUCUGAGUCUUCCGGGAGGUGAUCUCUGAAAUUGCUCAGUGAGCACCCCUAAUUUUGCUGAUUUAUUGCUGAUAAUCACUCACAAUGGAAACCAAUCAAAAAUGUGGGGAUGGACUGACUGGCACGCAGAAAGAGGCUGCGCUGCGCACUCUGAUCCAGCGCACAGGAUAUCACAUACACCAGGAAAAUGGCCAGAGGAGAUAUGGUGGUCCACCUCCUGGCUGGGAAGGCCCACCUCCAGAGAGAGGCAGUGAGAUUUUUGUGGGAAAGCUUCCUCGAGACCUCUUUGAGGAUGAACUGGUACCACUCUGUGAAAAAUUUGGCAAAAUUUACGAAGUACGGAUGAUGAUGGACUUCAAUGGCAACAAUCGAGGCUAUGCAUUUGUUACCUUCUCCACAAAACAAGAGGCUAAGAAUGCCAUGAAACAGCUCAACAACUAUGAAAUCCGGAAUGGAAGACUUCUGGGUGUGUGUGCAAGUGUAGACAACUGUCGUCUAUUUGUGGGUGGCAUUCCAAAGACCAAAAAGAGAGAAGAGAUCCUGGCAGAGAUGAAGAAGGUGACAGAUGGCGUCAUGGAUGUCAUCGUUUAUCCAAGUGCUGCUGACAAAACCAAAAACCGAGGUUUUGCAUUUGUGGAGUAUGAAAGUCAUAGAGCUGCCGCCAUGGCCAGGAGGAAACUGCUGCCAGGCAGAAUUCAACUGUGGGGUCAUCCCAUUGCAGUCGACUGGGCUGAACCUGAAGUAGAGGUAGACGAGGACACCAUGGCCACAGUGAAGAUCCUCUAUGUUCGCAAUCUUAUGCUGCCCACUACAGAGGAGACCAUCGAGAAAGAAUUUAACAGCAUCAAACCUGAAAAAUUGUUAUAUAGGUUUGGAACGACACGUGGGGGAGACAAUUUGUGGGAGAACCAUCCCUUUAAGAGUGUUUGCAAAUCUACAGGUGCUGUUGAAAGGGUGAAGAAGAUCAGAGAUUAUGCCUUUGUUCAUUUCUCUCAAAGAGAAGAUGCCAUCAGCGCCAUGAAUGCACUGAAUGGAAAGGUCAUUGACGGCUCUCCCAUUGAGGUCACAUUAGCCAAGCCUGUGGAUAAGGACAGUUAUGUACGGUACACCCGAGGCACAGGGGGUCGUGGCGGUACUCUGCUCCAAGGAGACUAUGCUUACACUGUGGGCCAAAUGUACGACCCCUCAGCUGCCUACCUAGGAGCACCAAUAUUCUACGCCCCCCAUGCAUACACAACCAUCCCGAAUCAAUUCCGCUUCCCCAGUACCAAAGGGCCCAUAAGUACCAGGGGGCUGGUGCGCUCACCCUCUGUGAGAGAAAUUUACAUGAAUGUACCUGUAGGGGCUGCGGGCGUACGUGGUUUGGGUGGGCGAGGAUACCUCGCCUAUGCAGGCGUGGGUCGUGGCUGCGCCACAUACCAACUCAAGACAGACAAACGCCCUGAAGACAAACUGUAUGAUCUUCUUCCUGGCAUGGAGCUCACGCCCAUGAACCCAGUCACUCUGAAGCCCCAAGGCAUCAAACACGCCCCACAGAUUUUGGAGGAUAUUUGCCAAAAGAAUAACUGGGGGCAACCUGUUUACCAGCUUCACUCUGCUAUUGGACCAGAUCAGAGGCAACUGUUCCUUUACAAAGUCACCAUCCCUGCUCUGGCUACUCAAUAUCCAAAUAUACACCCGUUCACCCCCGCCAAGCUCUGUGCAUCAAUGGAUGAGGCGAAGCUGCAUGCGGCAGAACACACUCUGCAGAUCCUUGGUGUUCAGACAGAGGGCGCUGACACUUCCGCUGCUGCGGCCGUCACUGCUGCAUUCCCAGGUAUGUGAGGUUAUACAAUUGCCAGCACCACUGCUACCCAGCUGAAACAGGCUGUUUCUUUGGGCCAGGACCUGACUGCCUAUGCAACCUACGAGGGUUACCCGGCCUUUGCUGUGGCAGCCCGUGGGGAUGGAUAUGGAGUGUUUUAAUACCCCUAACUAACAGUCUCAGUCAUUUUUGUGUUAAUCUGUUCUAUGUAUUCUUUCGUGUUUAUAUGUUUAGUAGUGAUUGUUCAGAGUUAUGAUACCUUUAUUUCUUCCCAAGUGUUUUAUGAGCAUUUUUGCGAUAUUGAAUAUGAGUCAACUUUUGACUUAGCUCAGGAAGAGGGCAACCUGGGGCUGGUUGCAUUAACCGCUAAGACUAGUCUUACAAGUUAGACAUCAAAUUGUUGUCUUUAAGGCUGUUCAUAACUUUUUUAAAUCAGUUACAUAAAAAUAUAGAUUGGCCUACUUUGAUACCAAAAAAUAAGACUGACUGCCUCUUGACUAACUGCUAAUGGAUCAUAUUAGAUCUUAAGACACUGUCUUGACAUAAUGGCUAUGUUUAUGCAUCUGGCCCCUGAAGGCUGUCCACAACUCAAUCCCAAAUGUUUUUAGAAAAAUGUCAAUUUUUAUGUUUUAUGAUUUAUUGCUGUUUGUCAAGGCAUAAAUUGCCUUGAUUAAAACAUUACUUGUGUCAUAAUUUGUGGUCAUCCAGAAUGGUGACCCAGUCAAAUCUAUUAUUUUUACUAGCUUUUAAAUGAUCUUAAUUACUGAAAUUUAGGCUGGACCCUUAUUCAAUGCUGCCUUUGAACGAUUGCCUUUAACACUAAAUCAUUACAAUUGAAUAUAGGUAAUUUUGAAACACACAGUAAAACCCUCUUGUGCUAUGGACUUUUAUCCAGACAUUUACUUUAGUAAUCUUUGGUACUAAGUUGUAUUUAAAGUAGUUUGUUUUUGUGUUGGUUUUCUUUCAGUAUUUACAUUAACACCCAAGUACAGAGAGUUUUAACAGAUCAUAUGCUUUCAUACAUAUGUAUUUGCAUGUUUUAUGAUUAUUUUCGAUAUGGGUGACACUUUGUAUCUGGUUCUUUAGUAGUUUUGCUAUAUUUUAUAAGAUAUUUACAGGCUUGCUACUAAAAUUUCCCACUUCAUUCUUUUUGUAAGUGGGGAAUAGGAGAGCAUUGUUUAAAUAGGGUGAAUUCAGGGUGAUUGGGACACUUUUUGCCAUUGAGAUAACUUGGAAAAAAUUGUCCCAAUCAACCUGAAUUCACCCUACACAUGGACACAUUUUUGUUAAAUAUAAAGAUGCCUUACAGGUGACAGUAUUAAAGUUUGUGUAGCACUUAGAACUUAUUUUUAUACCUGAAUUCCAACUCUGUUUAUAUGAACUUUGUUUUUCGAUCAUAGACUGUUUGAAAUAAUUUAUUGUCUCAGCAAACUGGAGGGAGAAUUGGACAGGCAUCGUCAGGAAAAAAUAAGCUGAGAGCUUCAUAGUGCUACAGAGUAAGAGAGUUGUGAAAUUAUAAUUCCAGUAAAUCAACUAACCAUCAAAUAAACCAAAUUCACUUCUAAACAUC